AUGAAAGUCCACGUUGCGUUACACCCUGCAAUUACAUCCUCAGGAUCGCACUGGAAAAGAAGCGCAAGUGUCCCCGUAAACGAAACUAUUCGCAUAGAUAUAGCCCUUUCCCUCGACGAAGAUAGCUCGGAGAAAGCGGCCCAAGCCAUUGAAAACAUAUCCGGCCCCAAUUCCGCAAGCUUCGGCCAACAAUGGAGCUCCAAACAAGUCUCCGAGCUCUUUGCACUGCCCAAAGAAGGAAUUCGCGAGCUCGCAAAACGGCUCACUAGCUCUGGCGUGCCGCGGUCUAAGCUGCGUCUUUCGCCAGACCGCGCCUACCUCUCUUUUGAUGUUACUGUCAGCAACGCCGAAUCUCUGCCGGGAGCCAAGUUCCGUCGGUAUUCGUCUGGAAGUGCCAAUCAGACGGCUUCUAAAGUAUACUCAUUACCGCACGGCCUCGCAAAAUAUGUUGAUUUUGUGCUGCCUGCGCCUGGUCGUGAGCCGGGGAAUUCUGCUCCUACUUCCUCCAGCGUGCGGUUCAAAGAUGGGCUUAACACCAGGGCAACAACCCGUAAAGUCGACUGCUUCAAGUACAUGACUCCACAAUGCCUCCGAGCACUAUACAACAUAGACGAAGACGAUGCUCAACCAGCCCAUCCCAACAUCUCCUUAGGCGUCUUCACGCCUGCGUGGUCGACAUGGCUAGCGGAUGACAGGGACCGGUUCUUCGCAGAUUUUGCCCCCGACCUUGUUGGCCACCGGCCUAAAAUCAUUCCCAUCAAUGGAGGCUACCGGCAGGAAGAGUAA
Messenger RNA from Penicillium canescens, 786 nucleotides. Its product is annotated as alkaline serine protease. NCBI's taxonomy places the organism in Eukaryota, Fungi, Ascomycota, Eurotiomycetes, Eurotiales, Aspergillaceae. Bases 1 to 786 code for a protein of 261 amino acids. The record is from RefSeq and is a predicted model, not a curated record. Gene Ontology annotation, molecular function: tripeptidyl-peptidase activity; endopeptidase activity. Gene Ontology annotation, biological process: proteolysis. The transcript has a single exon.